Ophidiomyces ophidiicola is the source of this 810-nucleotide messenger RNA. RefSeq lists its product as uncharacterized. Bases 1 to 810 code for a protein of 269 amino acids. The transcript has a single exon. The record is from RefSeq and is a predicted model, not a curated record. Lineage: Eukaryota; Fungi; Ascomycota; Eurotiomycetes; Onygenales; Onygenaceae. Gene Ontology annotation, molecular function: hydrolase activity.
AUGGUUUGCUUUCAGAUCCUUUCAGAUCUGCAUCUUGAAUCCCCUUCAGCCUACAGUGUUUUUAGCAUUCCCCCCAAAUCUCAACAGCUUGCUCUUCUGGGAGAUAUAGGCAAUGUUAGAGACCAAGAAUUCUUUCCAUUCAUAGAAAAACAACUUGCCCACUUCCAGACGGUCUUCUUUCUCCUUGGAAAUCAUGAACCAUACCAUUCGAGCUGGGCGGAGGCUCGGAAGCAGGUAUAUGAUUUUUCAAACGACGUCGCUUUGCGAGCGGCCUCAGAUAAGCUAGGGAAAUUUGUCUUUUUGGAUAGGACCCGUUAUGAUAUAUCAGAAGAUAUAACCAUACUCGGCUGCACCCUCCACUCUCAUGUUACCGCUGAACAGGAGGAGAGAGUUAGUUUUGGGCUGAACGAUUUUUACUACAUCGAUGGUUGGACGGUGGAAGCGCAUAACUUGACCCACGCAGAGGACCUCAAAUGGUUAAACGAACAAGUCACUUUGAUCUCGACAUCACAGCCGAAACGGCGUAUCCUGAUAUUCACGCACCAUAGCCCAAUUAUCCACGACAGCCGGGCGGUUGAUCCUGCACACGUCAACAGCCCAAUAGGCUCCGGGUUUGCAACGAAUUUACAAGACGAACAAUGCUGGAAGGAUGGCAACGUUUGUCUGUGGGCUUUCGGGAAUACCCAUUUCAACUUUGAUUUUACUAUACCAUGUGAAGCUGGGAAAGAAAGAAGGAUUAUAAGCAACCAAAGAGGGUACUACUUUAAGCAGGCCGAAGCGUUCGAUAUCACGAAAGUUAUUGAUGUUUAA